Molecule: messenger RNA, 1114 nt
Organism: Loa loa (African eye worm)
Lineage: Eukaryota; Metazoa; Nematoda; Chromadorea; Rhabditida; Onchocercidae
Product: myosin regulatory light chain
Exons: 6
Coding region: 246-761 (171 amino acids)
Biological process (GO): post-embryonic development; locomotion
Cellular component (GO): cytoplasm; myosin II complex
Molecular function (GO): calcium ion binding; myosin heavy chain binding
Source: RefSeq, a predicted model, not a curated record
UUUAUUUAUUUUUUUCCGUUCUUCUUUCAGGAGCACUUAUUUGUCAGGCAUUUAUUUGCUGUCCGAUAAAAUUCUUCUGGAGCAGCGCAAAAGUGAUAUGAAGGCUUCCAUAUCUCCGCUUGAAAAGACUUCCAUCGUAGUUCUCUAAAACCUUGCUCAAAGUUCGUAUAUUAUCGAUUAUUGGUCGCUUUUACGGUUUGAUCGGCUACGAAAGAGCAGUCAACUGCCUACGCUAUACAUCUGUCAUGGCAUCCAGGAAGACGCUGAAUCGACGACCUCGUCCGCAACGAGCAACCAGUAAUGUCUUUGCUAUGUUCGACCAAGCUCAAAUACAGGAAUUUAAAGAGGCUUUUAAUAUGAUCGAUCAGAAUCGUGAUGGUUUCAUAGACGUUCAAGAUUUGCAGGAUAUGUUUGCAUCGUUAGGGAAAGAAGUAAAUGAGGAAUUUUUGGAAAAAAUGAUCAGUGAAGCCCCAGGACCAAUCAAUUUCACCAUGUUCCUUACAUUAUUUGGCGAGAAAUUGACUGGAACGGAUCCAGAAGAGGUUAUCAAAAACGCAUUUCAAUGUUUUGACGUAGAUAAUAGUGGUUUUCUGAACGAAGAUCGUCUUCGGGAACUGCUAACUACAAUGGGUGAUCGCUACACCGAUGAGCAGGUUGAUGAACUGUUUCGCGAUGCGCCGAUCAGAAACGGUAUGUUUGAUUACGUCGAAUUUACUCGAAUGCUUAAGCACGGUACGAAAGAUAAAGAUGAUGCUAACUAAGAACUAUUAUGCAAGAUUCCGUUUUUUUUUUUCGCGUAGUAUCUCAUUGUGAACCAAUUAUUUCCGUACGAUUAUUUUAUUAUAUCAUCUCCUGCCUUUCACUGCUUUUUCUUUAUGGAUACUGAUAACUCGUUUUACACCAUCUUUAAAUAUUCCUAGAACAAUCUAGUGAGAGAGUGUAAUCAUUAGAUAAAUAUAAGGUAUGAAAUGUAAUACUACAACGAUAUUUCGAUUUGAUAUUAUUUGUCUGCUCAUUGGAAGAAUGGAAACAUAGUUUUACACUUUCUUUUGCGCAUUGUUGUAUUAAUGUCGGAUGUUCUUAAUUUUAUAGUUGAUGCAAAAAGUUACCGCCU